Messenger RNA from Ziziphus jujuba (common jujube), 4064 nucleotides. Its product is annotated as protein unc-13 homolog. The record is from RefSeq and is a predicted model, not a curated record. Bases 257 to 3718 code for a protein of 1153 amino acids. The transcript has 26 exons. NCBI's taxonomy places the organism in Eukaryota, Viridiplantae, Streptophyta, Magnoliopsida, Rosales, Rhamnaceae.
CGUUCUUCACUUUCAUUGUAAUAAUGUCCAGGUGAGAGAGCUUUCAGAGGGGCGCAAUCGUAAAUAUAGACGAAAACAGCGUAUAUGGAAAAGUAGAGCGCGCAAUCCAAUUAUUAUUUUUAUUUUUAUUUUCUUUUCUUUUUCUCUUCUUUUUCUCUGUUUGGCGCUCCUCGAAAUCUUCUCCUCAGAGACGGUGGUGAUGAAGAAGAAGACGACGAAUUGAAAUUCAAAAAAAAAAAAAAAAAAAAGAUUGAAAAUGAUGGAUGAAGCUUCUCUUCUACAGCGAUACCGCCAUGACCGUCGAAAGCUUUUGGAGUUUAUAUUCUCGUCGGGUCUCGUCAAGGAGCUACGGACCUCGUCUGGCACAACCACCUCCGAUUACUCUCACUUUCUUUGUCGCUCCGAUUUCGAUACUCUCAGCGCUGAUUAUAUCCUCCAUUGCCUUAAUUCCGGUGGAGUGGUUGAUAUUUCCGAAGCACGUAAAAAGUACAUGCAUGAAUCUACUGAGCCGCUCAUGAUUCAUUCUCAAUUGGGGAAUUCCUAUUUCCUAGUUUCUGAUCCAGAUUUGUCUGGAUCACCUCCUCGGCGUGCACCUCCUCCUAUUGAUGUCAAACAAACCAUUAAUCAAGUAUCGUCUUCAUCUGAACAGAUGGAUUCUUUAUAUGUCGAGAACACUGCAACAGUUGAGGAUAACUAUGGUCUUAAAUAUAGAGCAACAACGGCCACGCGUUCAAAGCCUGUAGAAAAUGUGAAAAUUCCUUCUUUAGGAUUGCCUAAUCUGCACACAGGAUUGUCAGAUGAUGAUUUGCGGGAAUCAGCAUAUGAAAUAUUGCUUGCAUCUAUGGUUUCUUCUGGGAUUGAUUUACAUGUGGUUGAGGACAAAAAGAAAGAAAGAACUGCAAGAUUCUUACGAGGAUUGAAGAGUAAAAGGGAUAAAUCACAGACACAGUAUCAAUAUCUUGAAAGAAAUUCAGAGCUCAUAAACAUAAUUAGAGUACAGAUGCAGAUGUCAGAAGCAAUGGAUGCAUGCAUCAGGCGUAGGUUGAUGCAAUUGGCUACAAGGAGAAUGUGUGAACUAACUGAUAUUCCUCAAAUCUCCCUAGGGCUUUUGAAUAGUGUUUUCAAGACUGAUUUUUCACAUGAAAAGUCUUAUAUACAUUGGAAGAGCAGGCAGGCCCUUGUUUUAGAAGAACUUCUCUGUUAUUCAACCAAUGCUGUAGCACCUGAGCAUCUAACUGCUAAAUGUUCUCUCGAAAAGAUCAGAAAUUCAAAGUUGCAGGAAUGGGACACAACGAUGACCCCGUCUGAACGUGCUGAGGUUCUAUCAACAAUCAAACAUGUGGCUUUGAAGCUGUCAUCUUUGCAUGGACACGUUAGCAUCGAAAGCGAGAACUACUAUUGGACAACCGGAUAUCACUUGAAUAUUAGACUCUAUGAGAAAUUACUACUUGGCAUGUUUGAUGUUCUUGAUGAAGGCCAGCUCAUAGAGGAAGCUGAUGAAUUCUUGACGCAUAUCAAAUUAACCUGGACUAAAUUAGGCAUCACUGAGAAAAUUCACCAUGCGAUUUUUGGGUGGGUCCUUUUCCAACAGUUUGCUGCGACAGACGAGGCUACGCUUUUAGAACAUGCAAUUGUUGAGUUGCAAAAAGUUACAUCAGCUGAAAAUGACAAUGAGGAAGAGAGACUUUAUAUAGAUAGCCUGGCAUGCUCAAGGGAAUGUGAUGGCGCUGAGAUAAAAUUAAGUUUGUUGGAGGCUAUUCGCAUCUCAAUAAGCAUUUGGUGUGACAGUAAGCUGCAAGACUAUCAUCUGCAUUUUAGUCAGCAACCUGGUAACUUGAGGAGGGUGAUGAGUUUGGUGUCAACGGUUGGGAUUUUGACUUCUGAUUCUAAGUUAACCAGAUCACAUGUUUCAAGUGAAGAUGCAGCUGUAAUACUCAAAUCAUAUGUAGAGAGAUCCAUUGAAGCUGCAUAUGGACGGGUAGCAAGUACCGUAGAGCUCGAGUCAAAGGUGGAAAAGAAACAUCCUUUGGCUUUUCUUGCAAAUGAACUUAGUUUGAUUGUCAAUAGAGAGAUCAAAGUAUUCUAUCCUGUAAUGCGUCAAUGGUGUCCUGAAUCUGGGAUGAUUGUGGCCAAGCUUUUACACCAGAUUUACUGGGAAAGACUGAGCAUAUUUCUCAACGAAGUAUCGUGUCUUUCUGAAGAUGUUAAACAAGUGCUUCCAGCUGCUGGUUCGUUGGAUAAUGACUUAAGGCAGCUAUAUGCUACUGCUUGUGAAGGAAAUAAUCAAGAUCUGCAACAUUAUCCGAUUGGAGAAAUUGCAAAACCAAUCAUUCUUGAUUGGGUGAUUGCUCAGCAUUCACGUAUCUUGGAAUGGACGGGACGUGCAUCUGAUUUUGAGGAUUGGGAACCUCUGUCAUUGCAGCAAAGACAGGCAGCAUCUGUGGUUGAAGUGUUUAGAAUUAUAGAGGAGACAGUUGAUCAAUUAUUUGGUCUGAAACUUCCAAUUGACAUUACACAUUUACAAGCUCUACUAUCUAUAAUCUUUCACACCCUGGAUGCCUAUUUGCAGAAAGUUCUCAAUCAGUUAGUCGAGAAAAAUCAUUUAUAUCCAUCAGCUCCUCCCUUGACUCGAUAUACGGAGACAACUAUUCCAGUGAUGAAGACAAAGUUACUUGAGAGUAAAGUAUUGGACAACAAUGUGCUCAACAAGUUGGAUCAUUUGACAAUAUCCAAACUGUGUGUCAGACUGAACACUUUAAAAUUCUCUUCGUACUGUUUGCAGUAUAUUCAGAAACAAAUGGAUUUGCUUGAGGGUGGAAUUAGAGAAUCAUGGGUGCGUGUCAGACACUAUGAUAAUAAGAAUUGUGCCAAAGAAGAGCGUCAAGGGACCACAUGUAAUGAAGAAGUUGAUGAGCUGUUUGUCACCACCUUUAAUAUUAUCAGGGAUACUUCAUCCAGUGCUAUUGGCAAAAUUUGUGAAUUUAUAGGUGCAAGAAUUGUGUUCUGGGAUCUCAGGGAUGCAUUCCUAUCUAGUUUAUAUCGUGGUAAUGUUGCAGAUGCUCGUUUGGAGAGUGUUCUUCCACAUGUUGACACUGUCCUUGAUGAUAUAUGUGGUUUAGUUGAUGAUGCUUUGAGAGACCUAGUGGUUUUAAGUGCUUGUCGUGCAACACUGGAGGGCUAUGCAUGGGUGCUACUUGAUGGAGGUCCUUCUUGUGCAUUUUCUGAUUCAGAUAUUGUACUGAUGGAGGAUGACCUUACAACAUUAAAGGAGUUUUUUGUUGCUGAUGGAGAGGGUCUUCCUCGUUCCUUGGUAGAGCAAGAAGCAAAAGUUGUUGAGCAAAUACUAGGCUUAUACUCACUUCAGACUGAAAGUGUAAUCCAAAUGCUGAUGACUGCAAGCGAACAAAUUUCAUUGGGAUUAGAUUCCCAUGAGCAUGGCCGCAUGAACUUGAUUAAUGUCCACACUUUAAUACGGAUAUUGUGCCACAAGAAAGAUAGAGAAGCCUCCAAGUUCUUAAAGAGGCACUAUCAGCUCCCCAUGUCCUCAGAUUAUGAGGAUACUUCAUCUAGGGAUUCAACUCCCAGAUCACCUUAUGUAUCGGAUUUUAUGAAGCGAAGCACCUCAUUUCGAUGGAAUACAAAGGGUCAAACUAGUUUCAAAUCAUUUAAGAAGAGACUUCAAGAAGCAACAUCCGAAAUCAGGAAUGUAGGUUGGUAGUCAUUUACCGUAUAAUGUUCCGUGAGAGGCCUCAUUUUAUCAUUUUUCGGUGGAGGUGCAUCAAGUAGGGUAGCUGCCUCUCUUGAAGGUUAGUAUGACUUAUUGUAUUUGCUUUCUAAGAGAAAGCCAGUUUUGUUUUCUUGUAUCUGUGAGUUUUAUCAAAAACUACCCAAGGCUCAUACAAUAAAAGACAUUCAUUUUAUUAGUCUAAUUAGGAAGAGAAACCUGCUGAUGUAUCAUAAUUGUCCAAUGCUAAUACUUUGAUUUUUGUAGACGAGGAUAAUUUUUCCCAAAUUCUCUUUACAGGAUAGAAAUAUACCCCAAGCAUAAAACUAGCUUAGUUAUA